CAAAUCUAUUCCACGGACGACAAUAAUUGACUGUCAUCCGAAUCUUGAAAACACAAGCCAGUCAGUGGAAGACAAUUUAGAAGGUAGCAAGACUCACGUUCUCCUAAAUUAGUGUCGAUCAAGACGUGUGGCAUGAUGACUGACGUGACGAACUAGCACAACAACUAUUAACAGUGAUAAGUUUGGAUGACAUCAUCGGAUGAACUUUUAUAGAGACCGAGCUUCUGUACCUCAAUUAACGAGGCCAACAUUUUGCGCUUUUGGACCUGGCGAGAGAAGCUGAGCAUGGCUAUGCCUCCAUGCCACCCUUCAUCAGCAGUCGAGAGAGGGAAAAUUUGAAAAGGAAGAACAAAAGCAAGAAAAACAUCAGUAGCAGCGACAGCUCCAAGUGUCUGGCUGAUGGCCACUGACCACUUGUUAAGGCAAAGUGGGUCAGUCAAGGUGACUGAAGGAGACAUUUCAGCGACAAGCCGCCCUGACAACUCGAUCAACUCAACAUGACUGCUCAAACAAAAUGUACAGUACGGUCAUUGCGCAAGGUCUGGAUUCCAUACAUCAAUGCAGUCAAAACAGGUUUCUGUUGCAACUGCAUCUCACAGUUUAGUGUGUGCUUUGCUUUGUUGGUGAGGUCACGGUUUAGUAGGCCUGUUCAGCACUUGAUCAUUUAUUGAGUGGCAUCUUCCUUCUAUUUCAGGAUUGUUUAUAAUACUGUACAUUAAGUUGCAAAACUGCCAACAUCAAUAAACAUCUGUCCAUGCAGUAUUUUCUAACUGUAAAAGUAGUACAAAAAUGAGGUCACUUUUGUUAAGAUAAAAAACAAGUUUGAGUCAUUCUUUAUUUAAUUUUUGACAGUUUAUGCGUGCUAUGAGAAAAGUUCUGGCUACAGAGGGAAAGAGGAAGCAGUUCAUGUUGCUGUGUACACUUUGUUCUUUUAUUCAUUUUGACAAAUUGCCUUUGUCCGUGCAUUUGAUGAACAGCUAGUUAAGGUGGUGGUUAUUUAGAUUAUUGUAGAUUAAGAAAAACAAGCGUUUAUCUUUUUCAAUCAUUAAUUGAAAAAGUAUCGUAUACGUAAAAAGAUAUAAAAUGCAGAGACACCAAAUGGUACGGUCUGUAUUUUGUCAUGGAAAUCUGUAUGGCCUUAAUGGUGAUUACAUUAGGCCUAGGUCAGAUUUGACAAAACAAAACUGAGCCAUUCAGUCUUGAAAAUAUUUGAUUUUGGGCAAAAAAAAAAAAAAAAGUCAUACACCAUGACAAGGUUGCUGCAACAAAAACCUUGCAAUAACAAUAUGAAAGCUAUAAUUCAUUAAUAAUUUUGGUUAUAGAGCAAUGAUUGCCUUGUGCAAUUGAACACUAUUCAAAUUCAUUUUAUCAUGUUGCAUAAUGUUAAUGUUUUUGAUUAGAAUGUGAAAAAUAUGGAAUACGGACAGAUUGUUAUGGAAGUUAGUCUUGUAGGGUUAGCAACUCUGAAAAUGGAUGGAUGUUCAUCAUUUACCUGGAUGCAACUCCGAUGUAUAGAAGGUUUGUGCAGAGGAUGAGCAGAAAGACUUGGGGGGGGGAAAAUACUCCACCUUAUUGCCAAGAGCCAUACGGUACAUAAAAUGCAUUACUUCACUACCACGACAACAGUAACUUACUAUGUCUGGUCACAAUAUUAGGCACGCUUAUGCACUAAUUUUAAUUCUAAUAGUUGUUUUCGCUCAUUCAGCUACACUAGAGGGUCCAAAUAUGAGCAGCUUUAAACGGCUUCAAACCACAACCUCAAAAAGAAAUGAACCGUCCGUAAUGUUUAAUUUGUACCUUUUCGAAAGUGUAAAUCAAGGCCUAAGGUUUUACUGCAGCUCUUGUAUUACAUCUUAUCAGAUUAUCUGUUGUAACAUGAAGAUGAUGACGUGUUAUGUCUACAGUAGCCUCUGUAAAUUGGUGACCCGGUGUUACUAUGGCAACGGUGUAGACACAUUUCCACAACAAGCUAGAAUAGCUUUAGAGCUGGUAAUUCAAGGUACAUCAUUUUACAUUCAGAUGUUAAGGCAAGGAUUGCAUUUGAGUUAGAAAUGCAAAGCAACAUGUAAUCAGGACUUCUUUCCAAUACAGUACAGAAUGGCUUGUGAAGUUUAGCAACUCAAGUCGUUAAAUGAACAGUUGCUCGACAUACACUUGUUUGUAGGAGUGACCAUUGGAGCUUUUCAUGCGUGUUAGCUGACACUAAUAUAGGGUGAACACUGAAGAGCAAGAUUUUUUUUUAAAACACAUGCUGAUGGGUAUUCAGAUACGUUAUUUGAUAAAAGCAGGCUCAAAGUUGAUUGGGUUUCACUAUUCUUUUACUUCCAUGAUUUAUGAUGACCAAUAUUCCCAUCAUAGGACAUUUAUAGCAGAGGCUUUAACAUUGGCUUAAAAGAUUUUGCCCAACAAAAGAGCAUAUUUUCUGGCUUAAAGUCUGCUUUGGAUAACUACAAGAUUCACGUUUACUGUCAUUCUGAUAAUAUUUCUAUUUUCCAGGUCAACUGGCUACACAUUUCAACCUCAAACAUGCUAAUACUCUUAAUUGUGCAAAGGUGUAAAUAAAAGUGACGAUUACGGGGACGGAUGAAAACCCACUUCUAUCCUUGCUUAGUCCGUCUUUUUUCUUUAAACUUCUUGUCCUCCGUUCGCAAAACAGAUGGGACAGAUGGACGGAUUAUUCCGUCCCUGGGAAGGAAUGGCCCGCACUGGGUAUUACGAUGUAAUUAUGCAAAAAAUCAUACGAUGCUAUCAUCACCCACUUAUUGAUGCAAUAUAAGGUAAUCUUUACACAGUCAGUGGUCGACCAAGUGGGUGACAAGUUGAUGAAAGAAAUCUCAUGUGAUCUACUUCAUUCAAUUACGUGGUCGCUAUUUUAUUUAUUUUAGAAAUUGCUGCCCCUUUCAUACUACUAGUUUGGACAUUUAACUGUGAUUUGCUAGUGGGUGAAGAUGUAGAGAAAUCUUUGGCUGCUGUGUGGAGAAAAUUGCACACGGUUGAAAUGUCUGCAUUUGAUCGGUGCCAAAGAUGUGACGAUAUUUUUGUUUGUUGUGAUUCCCUGUCAUACAAGCCUCUAAUCUUCACACCAUCUGCCAUCAGUGACUUGGAGAUGCGCUUGUUGGCGUCUAUUAUUGUGUUUUAAAACCUGGGCACGACAUUAUGAUUUCUUGAAGGGAAAGGCAAUGCUAUUUAAAUGACUUGAGUCAUAAAAUGUGGAGCAGAGCAAGUGGGAAAAAAGAUUGAGUUCAUAAAGAAUUUCUCAGUGUGAGUAGAGGCUCCUCCAUUGCCUGUUGUUUUUCCACGGAGUAGAUCUGUAAAUGGUGGGGGAUGGGAACAUGUAUGUGCAUGUGUCAGUUGGUUCCCACUCUUGGUAGGGAAGAGAAUCAGCUCCUUUAUUGCAGGGAGGCGAGAGGGAGAGAGUCCUCCCCCACCUCCCACAUGUACAUACACUCUAUAUGGUAACUCUAUAUACACUAUGCAAAUGUUGCAUCCUUGUUGAGGAGAUAAAUGGAGUCCUUUAUAUGCUCGCCACCCUGAGAGGUUCUUCAUCUUUCAUCAUUUUGUGCAUUAGGCUAUUUCACUGUAAUGCUGCUUUUAUGUAGACAUAUUCCCUUUCUAAAAACAAAACCAAUGACAUAUUUUAGAAGGUGCUGUGCGUAGCGUUGUCAGUCCUGCACCACAAUAUUGAGCAAGGUAUGGUGUUCUAUAUCUUCAACUUCUGAGCUAAACAAUCAUCAUAAUAAAUACUAUAUGAUAGUAAAUCAUAAAUAUAUGACAGGGAUUCAGACUGACCCUAAAUGACAUUUUGUUCUGAAAAUUUGUGACAGUGUAAAUACAUUUUCCAUCUAUACUGUACUCACACCCAUGCAACCAGUAAAUUUGAUUAUAUAUAUUUUUUGACCGAUACUCUUCCUAAAUAUUCUUUCUUGGUGAAAAAAUUCUGCUCUGAGUCCAGACUCCAGUCCAUUUAUUGAUAAUUUAGUAAAAAUAAAUUUACAGUACUGUACUUCACUCAACUUAUAGUUGACUUUAAAUUUUCUACUUGCACCUUUAUAUUUCAAGUUAGGAGCCACUGUGUUUUCUAGUAAAAAAAAAUAAUUUGGUGCCCUGUAUUAAUAAAAAAAAAAAUAAUAAUUUGAAGAUAUGCUCUAUGAGUUUUACUUUAUCCAUCAUGACUCGAACCAUCAUCAUCAUUCUCUUCUGCUUAUCUGAGGUCAGAUCGCUAGGGCAGCAGCUUAAGCAGGGAAACCCAAACUUGCCUCUACCUAGUCACUUACCAGCUUGUCAACUUGCACUGACAGAGUUUCUCACCCUAUCUCUGAGGGAGAGCCCCGACACCACGCCUUUCAACUGCUUGUAUCUUGUUCUUUUGUGGCUCGUGACCGUAGGGAUUUAGAUCGACUGGUGAAUAAGGUAUUUUGCCUUCGGCUCAGCUCCUUCUUCACCACGACAGACCAAUACAGGGUCUGUAUCACUGCAGACAACGCUCAAAAUCCUUGUCACAAGUGUUCUGUUAUUCGCUUGUGAAAAGAUGACUACAAGUAGCUCUAUUUGUAAUGAACAUUGUUUUCUCCAUACAAAACGUACCGUAUAUACUCCAGGCUGUCAUUGAGCCUGUAGUAUAAUUAAUGUCUCCAUUAGCUAAUGUACUGCAUGAAAGCUGUCUGAGGCAUGCCUGCAAUACAGUACAUCAUUUUUAAUCCCCAAUAUAAAUGUUUUCCUGUCAAAUGUAUAGUGCCAGCAGAUCACAAUCAUCCGGCAAAGAGGAGACGCGUGGUCACACAUCUCGGUUUUACCAAGUCGGUCAAAUGCAUGCACAACGUCAAAAGUCUACGGUGUAUUUUUAUUCAUCUUUAAUAAUCUAAUUAUACGUACAAGAACAGUCUUGAUCAGCUAUCUUUAAAUGGCAGACAGCGAUCCAAGCCUGGACCGAGUUAAGGUCGGUCUCGUGCCAUCCCACCGUCAAUUGCCUGUAUGUGCGUUGUUAUGCUGGAUUUUCUCCCACAGUCCGUUUUCACAGACGGUGCACAUGGUAGCUCCUGUUUUGUUUAGCAGAGCAAAAUGAGCCAAUCAACUCUUUUGGUUGAGGGCAUUUGUGACAAUGGUACUUUGAAAAUCGAUGUUUUUAAGAAUGUAUAAUUGCUGUUUUCCCGGAAGUCAGCUCAAAUGUUGUUCCUCAUAUCUUCUGAAGACCUUUCUUUGAACUCGUAUAUGUUAUGUUAAUUGAAAAAAAAAAAUCAUAGGUUGGUGUUAAUGCUUGUUUAUCUGUAUGUGCCAGACCAUUGGCCAGCGACGAGUCCCGGGCACACCAUCUCGCCCAAAGUCAGUUGGGACAGGCUCCAGCACACCUGCAAUUCUUGUGAAGUCAACACACAAUGAAAUGGAGAAGAACAGACGGGCACAUCUACGUCUGUGUUUAGAGCGACUGAAAUCUCUGGUUCCUUUGGGUCCAGAUGCCAACAGGCACACGACACUGAGCCUACUGAUGAAGGCCAAAGAUCACAUCAAGAAGUUGGAGGAGAGUGACAGAAGAGCCCAACACACCUUAGAACAGUUACAGAGAGAGCAGAGACAUCUGAGAAGGCGUCUGGAGCAGCUCGGUGUGGAGAGAGUCCGCAUGGAUAGCACCGGCUCCACGGUGUCCUCUGAUAAAUCCGACUCUGACCAAGAGGACCUGGAUGUGGAUGUGGAAGGAACAGACUACCUGCUGGGUGAUCUGGAGUGGAGCACCAGCAGCGUGAGUGACUCAGGGGACGAGCGGGGCAGCUUGCGCAGCAGCUGCAGCGAUGAGGGCUACGCCAGUGCCAGCCUGCGGCGCCUGCAGGACACUCAGGAGAGGGCCAAGCAGCCGGCCUGCGGCACUAUAAACCUCACUGGUCACUAGUCUGUCUCCUCUAUUCCCGUUCCAAGAAUGUUUUGCCAUGACCCGGUUGUAUACCCACCUCAAGACCCUCACCCUCUCUCCCACCUUACCAGGACUAACCCAAUUCUGAGGCUCAUCAACCCAGGCCUCUGCAGAUUCUGUGCCCCAUAUCAACUUCCCACCAUGACUGAGCGCCUUGAAGAAACCCACCCACAGCCAGCCCGUCAUUAUCUGACGGUCGUUAGAUGUGACCGACUCUAAACCAAUCAAACGAGUCGGGUCCUCCCCUACUUCUCCCUCCGUCCAUCACAAAUGCAACUUUCAGCCAGAGAAUGUUACUUUACAAUAUCCCACUGCCUCUUUUUUUAAUGUAUCAAGGGGUACGAGAAGCACUUAUGACAUUUCACCACAGACAGACAUACUCCAUCAUUGCUUCUUGAUGUAAGACGGUGCUUCAAAAGGUGUGCCACACAAGCGGGCCUUUGUUUCUGCCCAGCUCACCACAGCCAGUCAUCUGUUUUUUAUGAACAUCAACAUGUCAACCCUCUCUUUCGUACUUUGGAAGUCAUCUAUAGGGUGUUUAAUAACACUUGAAGGGCACACGGCGGAACAGCAAUAUGAGUCUCACUAGCAAGGCAUCUUCACCCUGACCUUUUUGGUCCACACAUGGACACCAGAGGGUUUAGUGGUGAUACUGUCUGCCACUCUGAUGACUGUGGUGUUUUUCAUGGGUAUGUAUUAGUAUGUAUGUGUGUGUGUGUGUGUGUGUAUGUCCAUGUUUGCCUGGCAAUGACAGUGGUCACCUGUCAAUUUCUUUGACCAUCCACCCGCCCCUCUUUGCGAAAAUGUUUUGACAAGUAUUGGUGCAUUAAUAUUCACCACUUCUUGACCAGGUGUAACCUGGGAUGGAAAAGUCUACCUACUAAGUCAAGAGGCUGAGGAACAUUCCACUAGGUUAGCAAGUGAAGGCUGAGUUUUUGUUUUUUUUUGGUGGUGGUGGUUUGUAAAUUUUCUUGCUAUCACCAAAAAAUACAAUACUGUACCCGCUUUAGAUUUUACUGCGUACCAACCAACCGAGGACUCAAUUCUGUGUGAAUGGCUGAAAGACCCUCUCUUUUGUCUUGCCUUGAUACCUAUUUAUUGUUUUGUAAGAAAUGUACAUCUACUGUCAUGUAAAUAGUUCACAGAUGUCUAUCAGAAGUAUUUAUUAGAUCUGAUAAAAGCUAGAGAUUAAUAUAAAUAUAUAUUUAAUUAGUUACACAUCGCCUUUGUUCUUAUUGUGACGGUUCACAUGUGUAGUUUGUUUGCACAGCCUAGUCAAUCCAUAGAAUAUUUAGAAACGUCUCUUGUGCCUCAAGGCUUUGUGUCCGUUGGAAGGUUUGGCACAGAUUUCUUAGAAGAUGAAAUGUUUCCCUGUGGUUGAUUGUGUUUUGCUGUUUAAGACAAAAACAAAAAAAAAAGUAAAUCGAAAAAAUAUAAAACAGGUGCCAGUGGCAGCAGUAUACGUAGUAGUGUGGCCGCCAUCAAGGCGCAACAAAAAAGUCCUAUCUUCUUCUGACCAAGGGUCAGCAAGGGUUCUUGCUUGGUCAGAAAGACACUUGCACAGUGAGGAUUUGCAGUAUGUUUUGAAUGUAGAAGUCCUCCAUCCUGCAGCCAGUGUGUCUGAGAAGCAACCCCCCCCCCAAACCCCCGAAUGCCACGGCAGAUAUAUCUGAGCAUGAAAAUGGUAUACAUAAAUGAAUGCAUAAGGUGGAAAAAAGAACAAAAACACAAAAAUAGAUAGUAGUUUUCUGAGUGUGGAAUGUUGCUUCUUUUGUGUGAGCUUAACCCUCUUCAACCAGACAGGAAUGGUGUAGAAAUCAUACGAAUGGGGUGUGUUGAAAAGUACAAAUUCACUGAUGCGUGCAUGUACGUGUCGCAACACUGGACAAUUGAUUAUGUGCAUCUCGAUAAAAUCAAGAUAGGCAGCCCUCAAAAUUUGGCCACCACAAAGGGUUUUAGUUUUGGUGUGGUUCCAAGAUUAGAGUCCAAUAGUUUGUAUGAAUUACUGUUUAAUUAAAAAAAACGGAGCCCAUAAGCAGGCAUUUACUAGCGGAAAGUGUGCAAAUUUUAUUGAGAUGAAAGAAAUCAAUAGCCAAGUGUGCAAGUAAGAAUUAUUUAGAGGAAUAGUGGCAUUUGUAGGCAUCAGUAAAAGAUUUUUGUUGUAUAAUGCCAAAAGGAAAAUUGUGCACUUAAAAAAAUAGUCAUGUGUUAUACUUAGCAUUUAAUUCCCCCCAUCCAUGGCCUUGUCCUCCACCAAUCUGCAUGCGUGUGCCUGACCCUAACCCCUACUACACAUACCCACACACACACGCAUGCACACACACACUGGCAUCUGUGGUUCAGGUCAGGCAUGUAUGUGGUGAAUGGAGAGGCCCUGGUGGCCCUGGUGCUUUCAACACCUAUGUCAUGAGGCGGGUGUUCAGUCUCAAAGAACAACCAGUUGUUUAAGCUUACAGGUUUCAGCACUGAUGGAUCUUGUGUUCAUGUUUGUAUGUUAUUUGAUUUGUGCAUACUUUUGUGGCUAGUAUUGCCUUAAACUGACCUAAAAUGUAAAAACCCAACAAAAAUGUACUAAAUGUUUGAAUAGGAUCUGUUGAAAUGUUUUGAGACGUGCUGUCGUUCAUGAACACAACCACACACCUACUCAGAAUCAUUUUGCCAUGAAUAUCAUUGUCACCUGAUGCUGCCUUUCCUCUAAGGCGGCUCAUUUCUUCUGUGUGUUUAAAAUCAACCUAAAGGUGGACAUUUUGUGCACUUAAUUUUUAAGAAUUGGACAACUGAAACAAUUUGUGGCCGCAAUUUAUAUUUGCCAGGGGAAAUAAUAAAUAACUUUGAAACCCUUGUUUAUCUACCUAGCA
This is a messenger RNA of Syngnathus typhle (broad-nosed pipefish), 8760 nucleotides long. RefSeq names its product MAX dimerization protein 1 (gene mxd1). Gene Ontology annotation, molecular function: DNA-binding transcription factor activity, RNA polymerase II-specific; RNA polymerase II cis-regulatory region sequence-specific DNA binding; protein dimerization activity. Gene Ontology annotation, biological process: negative regulation of transcription by RNA polymerase II. Lineage: Eukaryota; Metazoa; Chordata; Actinopteri; Syngnathiformes; Syngnathidae. The record is from RefSeq and is a predicted model, not a curated record. The transcript has 7 exons. Bases 5267 to 5881 code for a protein of 204 amino acids.